ACAGGCUCCACAUCAUGGAAGUGCUGCAUUGCUCUGUUUUAGCUUUUCUACCAUCUGUUCAUCUAGCCAGGAUUCAACUACGCAUCUAGAAUGCUACUUUUAUAACGAUCAGGUGCUGGGAAAAAAUAUAUAUAUUUUACAAAGGUGAAACUUUUGAGGUCAUGGGGAGCUUAGAGAGAAUGUGGUGGAUUGUAAUCGAGUGCACCUGCAGGCUCCUUGGCAUUUCUACAUCCACAGUGUUGUGUGCUGUGGGAGUGGAAACACUACAUCAGGGAGAAUUCAACAGCCUUGGCAUCUAUCUAAUAGUCUCAUUUAUUGGGAUCAUGAUUCUUGAACUAGCCUAUUUCCUGGAUUCUCUCCUGUCCAUGUGUCUGCCCUGCCCUCCAGACUGGAAGUUGUUUGUACUGUGGGGGAAGAUGGCUCGCAUUGGAGGCUUUCAUAAGUUCCUAUACUACUCCAUCAUGUCAGUGGUCUGUUUCCUGCACCCUGUGCUAGUGUGGCAUGCAAUCAUCCCAGGAACAAUGCUUCUGGUGACAGCCUUUUUCAACUUCAUACUGAGCAAGAAAACAAAGACCAAACCUCCCAAAAGCCCGCAGGAGAGCUUCAGCAACCAAGGCCCAACUGCUGUCUUUGUGACAGAAAGCACGGGCUCAGACGGCACCUUCUCAUUCUUCCAUAUGGUGACAGGCAGGAGAGGACAGGGGCUGGCACCGACAAGCAGAGACAACUGCCUCAGCACCGGAGAGAGAGGAGACAGCAUCCAGGCUAUGCUGGAGCUGGAGCAGACAACAACACCUAAAGACACAGAUGGGGAAAGGAGGAGGAGGUGGAAAGAGAAGAGACUAAUAUGCUUUAGAAGUGGGGAGGAGCCUGUGGAGAGGGAGAUGGAAGAGAUGGAUGGAUACUGUGAGCCAGACACCACCUCAGACACUGCACCUAUGAUUACUGACUGAAUGUCGCUGUGCUUACUGAUAACACACAAUGGAAAUGAUGUAUAAAGAAUAAUGCAUUCACGCAUACUCCGUACAACCAGCCGGUCUUGCACCAACUUUUUGUAGAAAGCACCAAUGUCUUCCACAAUAAGGUUUAUUUUAUGUGAUUAAGCUAUAAAAAAUGAUUUUUAUGAAAUAUUUGACUGAUUUGUAUAUUUUUGGAGUCUUGUACAAAUUUAAAAGUUGGAGUUUCAAAUGCAUGCACUCAAAUAAAUGAAACCAUUUGUACCAACAUGUG
Molecule: messenger RNA, 1230 nt
Organism: Neolamprologus brichardi
Lineage: Eukaryota; Metazoa; Chordata; Actinopteri; Cichliformes; Cichlidae
Gene: tmem72
Product: transmembrane protein 72
Source: RefSeq, a predicted model, not a curated record